Molecule: messenger RNA, 216 nt
Organism: Anisakis simplex (herring worm)
Lineage: Eukaryota; Metazoa; Nematoda; Chromadorea; Rhabditida; Anisakidae
Source: the annotation of a GenBank genome assembly
AUGGCACAAACUGGUACGUGGUGUGCCGAUGGUCGAGAUCGUACAGAAUCGAUGGGAAUUAACGAGAUAACAGAGGCAGAAACUCUGCGUUCAUCUGAACCGAAGCCUGUAUCAUUAUUGUUCAAUCGGUUCAUGGCGAGACCGGGUGAAAUUCCGUUCUGCUCUGCUCGCACUACCCAAACGACUAUGAUUGCACCCGGUCCAAAGCUUGCAUAA